AUGAAGUCCUGGUAUGUUCUUGCUUUUCUGUGGUUGUCAUGUUUCUGCCACAGAGCUCUUUCCUGCCCAGCUCUCUGCACCUGUUAUCCCAGAAGAAAUGAGGUGGUCUGUAAUGAGCUUCCCCUGACAGAGUUCCCCUCUGACGGUCUCCCAGAGAACACCACCCUGCUGACUAUCCAAUUCACAAACAUCACCUCCAUAUCUGAGGCCCAUCUAAAUGCCAUACCCAAGUUGCAAGGGCUCCAUCUGUACAACAAUCACCUGCACAGCCUUCCCUCUCAUCUCCUCAGGGGCGUUCCUCACCUCAACACUUUGGAUCUCACCGGAAACAGGCUAAACAAUCUGCCUGCAGAUGUCUUCAGCCACGCCCCACUACAGAGCUUGGUGCUGAAGAAUAACCUUAUUAGAAAAGCUGAUGCAGAGUGGCUUUCUUAUAACAGUAGCCUGACCUGGUUGGAUUUAUCUGGAAAUGAAUUAACAGAGAUCCCAACUAAUCUGCUUCUGAAGCUGCCCCACCUGGAGAACCUUGACUUCUCAAACAACCAUCUGGAUAAGAUACCAGCAAAUUCUCUGAGUCAACUGAGCAAACUUGAGAGGCUAAGCCUGCAGAACAACAAGCUCGACACGCUGAAUGGAUCUGCAUUUCAGAGCCUGAAUAGCCUCACACAUCUCUUCCUCACUCAGAAUAAACUCAACAAGCUGCCCAAAAACCUGUUCCAGGGACUCACUCAGCUCAGACACCUGAGUCUGGAUGAAAACCAGCUGAGCCAUAUUCCUCCAGGUUUGCUGGAUGAACUUCACUUGCUGGGAGAGGAUGGCCUCGACUUGACAGUCAACCCUUGGCUCUGUGACGGGAAGGCAGAGUAUCUAUGGAGGUGGCUUCACGAGAACAAGAAGAAGGCUUUCUUGCCAGACUCCAUCACAUGCGCUGGACCUCAGCCUCUAGCAGGUCGUUCAAUAAUAUCACUAACAGCAAAUGAACUAAACCUUCAGUCUUAA
Molecule: messenger RNA, 999 nt
Organism: Pundamilia nyererei
Lineage: Eukaryota; Metazoa; Chordata; Actinopteri; Cichliformes; Cichlidae
Product: leucine-rich alpha-2-glycoprotein-like
Exons: 1
Coding region: 1-999 (332 amino acids)
Cellular component (GO): plasma membrane
Molecular function (GO): protein binding
Source: RefSeq, a predicted model, not a curated record